Ictalurus furcatus (blue catfish) is the source of this 1597-nucleotide messenger RNA. RefSeq names its product tetratricopeptide repeat domain 1 (gene ttc1). The coding region runs from base 93 to 1112 and encodes 339 amino acids. The transcript is spliced from 8 exons. NCBI's taxonomy places the organism in Eukaryota, Metazoa, Chordata, Actinopteri, Siluriformes, Ictaluridae. The record is from RefSeq and is a predicted model, not a curated record. Gene Ontology annotation, molecular function: protein binding.
GACGCGUCAGGAUAUCGGAAGAGGCUUCGUGUUGUUUCUAGAAGGGACCUGGGAGCUGUGAAGAGUUUCUCUUAGAAAGAAUUGAGCGAUUGAUGGAGGGUGAGUCUGAGACAUUGGCUGCCAUGGCCGAUUCCUUGAAGGUCUCAGACACAGUAGGACAUCCAGAUGGCCAGAGUACUAGAACGCAGGAAGAGGACUGUUUUUAUGACUGUGAGGAGACCUUUCAAGCAGAGAGAACGUCACUGGCAGUAAAUCAAACAGAGAUGACACGCAGUGAAGAGACCAAGAACGAAUUACAGACAGAAUCCAUUCGAAAUCCUGACACAGGUGAAGAAUCUGCACAGGCUUCUAAUCCUUUUGAAGGAAAUGCUGCUACAAGGGGACAUGAGCCGCUAGAGAAAGAUACAGUGCUGGGAGAAGGAGCGUAUGAAAGGAUUGGAGAGGAAGAUGAAAGGUGGACGGACACAGACUCAGAAUUCAAGGAGGAGGCAACAAAGCCCAGUGAGUAUGAUGACGAGUAUUUACGAGAAGCAGAGAAAAACCUGACAGAAGAAGAGAAGGAGAUCAGAAAAGUAAAGAGUAUGGCACUGAAAGAAAAGGGCAAUGCACAGUUUAAGAACCGGGAGUAUGUAGAGGCUCAGAAAUUGUACACUGAUGCACUGGCAGUCUGUCCUGUGUGUUACAGCAAAGAGAGGUCCAUCCUCUUCUCUAACCGAGCAGCAGCACGCAUGCACCUGGAAGAGAAAACAGAUGCCAUCAGUGACUGCACAAAAGCUAUAGAGCUGAACCCAGAUUAUGUGCGUGCCAUUCUACGAAGAGCAGAGCUAUAUGAGCAGACAGAGAAGCUUGAUGAAGCUCUGGAGGACUACAAGGCUGUGCUGGAAAAAGACCCAGGCAUCCCGGCAGCAAGAGAAGCCUGCUGUAGAUUACCACGACUGAUCGAGGAACGAAAUGAGAAACUGAAAGAAGAGAUGCUGGGUAAACUCAAGGAUUUGGGCAACAUGAUUUUGCGUCCCUUUGGCCUCUCUACUGCCAACUUCCAGGUCAAACAGGAUGACAACUCAGGAUCCUACUCUGUUAACUUUGUUCAGAAUCCCAACAACAACAGAUAGCAGCAUGGACUCCCUUCUACAGCACAGCAGCAGCUACCAGACUAAUGCAACGGCGCACCAUCAACAUGUUCGUCAGUGUAUUGUGGUGUAUCCCUAGAAUUCUGCUUAAAUUAUAAGUAAAAAUGAAUCUGGCCGAUCACUGCUUGGUGACUGGUUGCCUUUAUUGGUGGUGUUAUUACAUUUACAAAGCUCAGAGUUCCUACCAAUUUGACUUUCCUUUUGACUGAGUAUAAUAAAGAAACCACAGCCUAUAAAUCCCAUAACCAUGAAAGAAUAUAGACUAGUUUAAGUAUGACAUUGCAUGAAAAUUACUACAAUGCUAAAUAUUAUUACUAAUUUAUUUUAUGGAAUGUAAUAGUAGGUAUCUCCAAAUUUAAAAAAAUAAAUCCAGUUGAGGGCAAAUGUUUGUAUCCCCUAUUGUUUUCUUGGCAAGUCCACUUGAAGGACAGGCCACUGCAAAUCAAUAAACAGUUCUCCUGACUUAC